Penicillium taxi is the source of this 2160-nucleotide messenger RNA. Its product is annotated as Zn(II)2Cys6 transcription factor. Gene Ontology annotation, cellular component: nucleus. Gene Ontology annotation, molecular function: DNA-binding transcription factor activity, RNA polymerase II-specific; zinc ion binding; DNA binding. The record is from RefSeq and is a predicted model, not a curated record. Gene Ontology annotation, biological process: DNA-templated transcription; regulation of DNA-templated transcription. The coding region runs from base 1 to 2160 and encodes 719 amino acids. Lineage: Eukaryota; Fungi; Ascomycota; Eurotiomycetes; Eurotiales; Aspergillaceae. The transcript has 5 exons.
AUGGAGAUAGAGUCACCGCAAACCUCUCAUGAGCACAUCCUUAAGCGCGUAUCCCGAGCUUGUUUGCACUGUCGACAGCGCAAAUCACGGUGCGACCUUGACAGUAACGGCAAUCCGGGUAAGCCGCCUUGCCAGCGAUGUGUUCGCGAACACCGCGAAUGUGUGCUUGGAGGCUCUAAUCGUGGCGGACGCCGAAUCCGCAAGAACAAGAUAAAGAACUUUACUCCAACCAUCCCCUCACCAAAUAAGAAUAGGAAUUCAGACACAUCUAGCCCGACAGACUUAGAACCCGUUCGCCGUCCUUCUGCGUCGUAUCCCGGGCCGGUGGUCUUUGUCUCGCCGAACCAUCCCUCGGCUUCUGCUGCAGCUGUGGAAGAAGAUGACGCUUCAAUUGGAUCGGUCCCGCGAAACCCUUCCGAUGCUUGGCAGUGCUUGACAGGUAUCGCCGACGGGCGAGCUGAUCGUGCGCAGUCGGGAUCUGACGGCUUCUCGGCUUAUAACGGCCUACGUAAUUCCAUUUCCCUGUCGGAUUUCAACGUCCCUAGCACUGGCAUCAGAGCUUAUCGGCUGGUUCAAUCCCGAUCUCUUGAUUCUGAUACGGUGUGGCUGCUGAUCACCCGCUACGCGGAGAAUUUCCAUCCAUAUCUCCCAUUGGUUCCGCGCAAGUACUUCGACCGCGCUACUCUCAAUGAAUUUGCCAAUAAUGACAAGUACUUACUCACUGCAGUCUUAACAGUCGCAUCGAAGGAUGUCGUUGAACGGCCAGAGAUCCACGAAUUCUGUUCAAAGUAUAUGCUAGAACUGAUCUCGGCCAUAUCUGCCGGGGCCGACUGUGAUGUGGAUGCUGUUGAAGCUCUCCUUUUGCUGGCAGAAUGGGAGCCGCAGGGUCUACGAUCAAGUAUCGAGCGGGUUGGACGCGGGGAAGAAGAUCGAGCUGCUUGGAUGCAUGUUGGGCUAGCUUUAAGGUCUGGCUAUUUUAUGGGUCUAGAUCGGACAUCUUUCCGUGGAGAUCAAUAUGGUGAUCAGGCUACUGAAGCUCGUCGGAGACUGGCUUGGGCUAACUGCUAUGUUUCUGAUCGACUCAUUUCAGUAAGGAUCGGUCGCGCAUUCUGGUCGCGCGGUCCGGGUCCUAUGACUGGCCUUGUUAGCCAUGAUUUCCCAUCGCUACAGCCCAUCAAGGAGGGAGAUGAGGAUUACUCUAAGAUUCUUCAGGCCCAGUUAGAUCUAACCCAGCUUUAUGGCAAUGUCCAUGAGGUUUUGUACUCUGGCAUGCGCGCGAGUAGUCAGAUGAUGCUGAUGGGAGAUUAUGUGAAAUAUGUCGAUGACUUUCGCCUGGCCAUCUUGCGAUGGAAAUCUCUUUGGGGACCUCUGGAUUGCUCGGCACCAAUGCGUGCAACUCUCCAAUUAUCCUACGAAUACCUGCGCCUUUACACAACUGCUUUCGCGUUCCAGGCUGCGAUCUCUCAGUCUCUGGCGAAGCCGAAAGCUGACGGGAUUUCCCACAGAGAUCAACUCAUCAGCACCUUCAAGAACGUGGCUUCAAUGCCAGAUUCUAGAUUUAUUUAUGAAUCUGUCGAUGCGGCGAAGGCGUAUCUGACUAUUCUCGUUGACAAUGUAGAUCCAGAGAAGCAUUUGCAUUUCAUGCCACUGCGCUUCUAUCUAUACGGAAUCUAUUCAGCAGUUUUCCUUUAUAAGGCCCGUUCUUUCGGCAUGAUGGUUCCUUCAGAAGAGGCAAAGGUCCAAGGCUUAGUUGCUCGAACCACAGAAGUCCUCAGACAAUCAAGCGCCGGCCCAGAUGAUAUCGGAUCACGCUACUCCCGUCUAUUAGAACUUCUGUGGAAGCCAAAGACAUCCACGGCGGUACCCUCGGCUGCAGAAACGCCACCGACAAAUGGCUUCGCCUUGCGAACAGCCCUCACAAACCCAGUCACAGACCCAAUCACAGACCCAGUCGACGCGUACAUGGAUUUCAGUCCUGCGAACGACUUCUCAUGGCUGGAUUUAGAAGCAGUGGGCGACUAUGUGUCCGGAGAUCCAAUAUCGGGCGGCCUGCUAGGAUUGGACGCAUUCCAAAACAUGGCUGAUUCCUUUCAACCUGGGGCGCAAAAUUGGCAACCAUCCUCAUGGCUAGGAGAUAUCAGCACCAACCUUCUCUUUUAG